Molecule: messenger RNA, 3194 nt
Organism: Lineus longissimus
Lineage: Eukaryota; Metazoa; Nemertea; Pilidiophora; Heteronemertea; Lineidae
Product: ORC ubiquitin ligase 1-like
Exons: 6
Coding region: 109-2370 (753 amino acids)
Biological process (GO): protein monoubiquitination; regulation of DNA replication
Molecular function (GO): ubiquitin-protein transferase activity
Source: RefSeq, a predicted model, not a curated record
AGUUCUGGGACUAUCGCAUUUACGUUGCCGAUUUCAUGUCAAAUUUGCCUUGGAAAGGUUAAAGCCCCCGUCACCUGUCCCAAUCAUCAUGUUUUCUGUGAGCAAUGCAUGGAUGUGUGGCUGCAGAGGAACCAACAGUGCCCAGCCUGUCGGACGCCUAUCUCUGAGGAAACCCCCUUGCAGAAGGUUCUUGGUGGUCUUAACCAAGGGGAUGAGUCGAUGUGUGACAGUUUCUCAAACCCCGAGUUACGGCGGGCAAGAUUGGAGCUUCUAGUCAGAGAUUAUGAGGAUGAGAUUGAGCGAAUGCAGGGUCACAUUGUUGGAGUUGAAGGCGAGAAUAAAAUGCUAAAGGAUCGAUUACAGCGUCUUAGUCCGGAUAGCGACUCGGGUUCGGAGAAAGAGGGCAAGGAUCGUUGUGCCAGAGGCAGUAGCCCAGAUAUGAAUGUCUUACUGGUGAUGACCAAGAAGUUGCAGGAUGCUAACGCCCUCUAUGAGAAAGCUAAGAAGGAUUCGGCGAGAUAUAAAGAGAAAAAUCGUAAUCUCACCGAUGAGAACAUCAAUUUGGUGCGAGAGAAUCAGAGGCUUAGAAUCGAGAUCGCCAAUCGAUCGCCGAUGAAAUACGGCCGAUUCACAGUCUCUGCCAUGCAGUCCAAGAUGGACGCUUACGAGAAGCAGGUCAUCCAGCUACAGAAAGCACUGGAGAAGAGCGACACCUAUGUUGAGGAGGUGGAGAAGGAGCUUGAGGCAUUCCGCAAGGAUGGUACCGCAGUUUAUGCUACUUCGGUGCACACGAAAAUGGACACUAAGUCAGAGGCUGAUAAACGCGCUGAAACGUGUCGUAAAAGUUUAUUCGGCGGUUCAAAGCUGCACAAGGGCGCUGAAAAUGAAAACAAAAUGGCGGAGAAUUACCGCGAGGACGAUAAGCUUAGUAGUAAUCUGAAAGUGCCGCCAUCUGGGUUGGUGCAGUUGGCUGCGUGGAGGUUGGAGCAUGGGGAUGAUGCGUCAGAAAAGUCGCCUAAGUUCUCGACGUUCAAACCAGACGAUUUAGACUCUCGCCGUACAUCCACUUUCAUUACUGGUCGCAGCAGUUUGGGCGGACGUACUGAUAUGAAACACGCCAAGGCUGAUGGUUCCUUUGAUGCUGAUCUUCCGAGUCCGAUUGUAGGAACGCCAUCUCUUCCUCUAAGUCGUUUGAAGAUCAAGAACGAUUCGGACGACGGACCCAGUCCCAAGCGGAGGAGCCAGCCCGUGGCAGCAGAGGGACGAUCGGAAGCCACUACAGGCGGGAAAGACUAUGAAAUGCCAGAGGUGUGUCGAAACGAUGACGAUAAGGAUGAGGACUCGUCAGACUUGCCGUCCGGAAUUCCAGGACUUUCUGACAGUAACGAUAAAAUUUACGAAAGGUCUUGUUCUCGUUCUUCAUCCGGGUCGAGCGGACCACCGACUCCAACUAGACGAUUCCCGACCAUGGGUAUUUCUGCCAGCUAUGCCAUCGGCCACAGCCCUGGCGUGCCAGUUGCAAAGGAGGUUCCUGUGACGGUAGCGAGUGCUUUCGUUGGGUACUCUCUGUACAGCAUGGAUGAGGCCCGGUCAUCUCCACCAGCCCAGGAGCCGCUGACGUCUGGAUCACUAGAUAAUGCUGUCUUGUUCAACCAAGGAACGGGGAUAUACGGGACACAUCGCCAUAGGACUCAUAGCAACGGUUCAACAGGUUUGAACUCUUAUAACGCGACUGCUUCAUUGGCGCUUGCGAAGUCGACGUCUGUUUUGCCGCAGCCGGAUAGCACGACCGACUUGAGUGCGUCUAAACCCGAGACUGAAAAUGCUAAUAGUAAUGGAAGCACGACCGAGCUUGAUUGCUCCAUCACGCCCGAAUUCUCGGACUGUUUAAAGAUCUUGAAUGAAGCGGAAAAGAAAGUUGGCCGACGGAAACUUGAAGGUGUCGAUAGCGUGGACGGCGAUUCAAACUCUGAACAAUUUACUGUCGAGAAAUGUGAGGACUCGGAACCGCAAUAUGAAAGUUUGAAUUUCCGAUCGCGAUCUGAUUCGAAUGAUGCUAGUUCGAGAAGUACUGACUCUCACUUAUCAACAGACAGUUUAAAAAGUGCCGACUUUAGAUCAUCGGACAAUACAGCGCGUAUUGUGCAUAGUAAGAAAUUCACUGGGAACCCGAACUUGAAAGCGAUGUGUGACAAUUCCGAGGCAGGGAGGCGGUUCAGUCUCGGAGGAAAGCUCGGUGAAAUGAGGCAGAAUCUCAAACAUUUCUUGCGGCGUACGCCGGAGAAGAGGAAGCGGUCCGAGGGCGGUAUUCCGUGUGAGGACAUGGUGCCCUUUAGUCCGUCAAAGGCAAUGAAAUUAACUCAUCUGUGAAGUCUGUAGUUGUCUCGAGAUUUAGAGGAGGUGCUUUGUGUUUGAGAAUUUUUCGCAGCAUUUUGGAAAAUAAAGAAAAUGUGCAGUCUUACUUCAACCUGUAGUUGAGGAUAGGAGUUGAUAUAAACCAUAAUUCUUGAUAUAAACCAUAAUUCUUGAUAUAACCGAAAAUCACAUCCAUGAGAAACGAAUUUUCUCUUGUGAGAAACGAAUUUGCAAUAUUUCAGCGCCUUUGAAUUUAUCCAGAAUGCUGCGAAAUUUCCUUUCGAAAUGAAAAUGCAAUGGUUCUGUCAAACAGAUUGCUUUUAUGAAUCGUGAUUUUGUUUUGGUGAUCUUAAUGUAUGAUACAGCCAUCUCCACAGUAGGCCUACAUGUAUAACCUGAAUGUAUAAUUCUGAAGUUGUGCACUCUGCUUCGAGUGGUCUGGCUAUUUUAAUACCACUGUGUUCAGUCAAUAAUUUUAAAGGUCAAAUUUGGCACAAAAUUAAAUGCAAUGAUGUUUUGAACUUUGUAAAGCAUAAUUUGUGAGAGUAAAAACCUAUAUAAAUAAAUAGGUUUUUGCCACAGCCAUAAAGGUGACUUUAACCUUUUCUCAAGCUGUGAAGUUUGCUUGAAAUAUCAGGGACUAUAAUGUUGCAAUUAAACUUGAAAACCUCAUUCUAAAUACUGUAAAUAGUCGCAAAAUGUGCUUUCAAGAUUAAUUUGGAAUUACUGGUAAUUAUAACAUGUAAUUGUAAAUGUUUGGAAUUUUUUUCACAUAAUUUUGUUUAAAAGUUGACCCAGGCAGAGUCCAAUGUAUUCAAAAUUUCUUUAAGGAAAUAUUG